Hemiscyllium ocellatum (epaulette shark) is the source of this 2127-nucleotide messenger RNA. Its product is annotated as myelin regulatory factor-like protein. The coding region runs from base 1 to 2127 and encodes 708 amino acids. Gene Ontology annotation, cellular component: endoplasmic reticulum membrane; nucleus. The transcript has 21 exons. Gene Ontology annotation, biological process: protein autoprocessing; positive regulation of DNA-templated transcription. The record is from RefSeq and is a predicted model, not a curated record. Lineage: Eukaryota; Metazoa; Chordata; Chondrichthyes; Orectolobiformes; Hemiscylliidae. Gene Ontology annotation, molecular function: DNA-binding transcription factor activity; sequence-specific DNA binding.
AUGGAUGUUUUAGGAGAAAAUGAAGCACUGCAACAGUUUUUUAAAGGUCAGGAUGUAACUGGAGCACUGGAGAAUCCUUUUGUUGACACCAGUAUGCUGGAAGCAUAUAUUAGUAAUGACUUGGAUUCAGGAGCCAUUACUUUACCAGAUUCCCCACCGGAUUCUGUAUCUGAGCGCUGUUCACCUCCACAGAUGACAGAUUCUAGAGAACAUAGCACUGAUGUCUGUAGUUAUGAUAAUGACAGUCAAAAUGGAGUUUGCAUGGACUGGAGCUAUCCAGGUUUGAAAUGGCACCAUUUUCAACCCAAUCAUUGGGCAACUUUGUUUGACAGCAAUUACAGUGAAUUACCUGCUCCAGGCUAUAGAGUAGAUGCGGACAAAGGAUUUAAUUUUUCUACAGUAGAUGAUUCAUUUGUUUGCCAAAAGAAGAACCAUUUUCAGGUCACAGUUCGUGUCAGUUUGAUUGGAUGUCCAAAAUAUGUUAAAACGCCUCUGGGCCUUAAACCAGUUGAAACAUUCUUCUUGAAGGUAUUUGGAUUAAAGGUUGAGACCACAAAUCAGAUGAUCACCAUUGAACAAUCUCAAUCAGACCGGAGUAAGAAACCUUUUGAUCCAGUCAGGAUUGAUUUGCCAGGGAACCAAACUACAAAAGUAACUUUAGGAAGAUUGCAUUUUGGUGAAACAACAGCAAACAACAUGAGGAAGAAGGGUAAACCUAAUCCUGAUCAAAGAUACUUUAUGCUUGUAGUUGGUUUAUAUGCUACCUGCCAAAACCAGAAUUAUUUAUUGGCGGCUCAUGCAUCUGAAAGAAUAAUUGUGCGGGCUUCAAAUCCUAGUCAAUUUGAAAAUGAACUUGCAGGGACAUGGCAACAAGGGAACGCUCCUAAUGCAAUUAUCUGUCAUGGUCAAGUGGGAAUCAACACAGAUACUCCAGAUGAGGCAUUGGUUGUGUGUGGCAAUGUAAAGGUAAUGGGAUCAGUCAUGCAUCCAUCUGACAGACGAGCUAAACAGAACAUUCAUGAGGUUGAUACAACGGAACAACUGAAACGGAUAACACAAAUGAGGCUAGUUGAGUAUGAUUACAGGCCUGACUUUGCAACAAAAAUGGGAGUAGACCACCCUCGUGAGACUGGUAUAAUAGCACAGGAAGUGAAGGAAAUCCUGCCAUCAGCUGUAAGAGAGGUCGGGGAUAUCACCUAUACCAAUGGUGAUAAGAUCGAGAAUUUCCUUAUGGUUGACAAAGAACAGAUUUUCAUGGAGAAUGUCGGAGCAGUGAAAGAGUUAUGCAAGUUGACUGACAAUUUUGAAAAAAGAAUUCAAGAAUUAGAAAUCUGGAACAAAAAUCUUGCCAAGCUGAAGUUGAUUGGGAGUGUGAAAUCAAAGACGAGUGAGAAAAAUAGCAGCAUAUUUCGCCGGGCAAGCAACAUGACAACACCAAAGAAACCUGUUAUGGCCAAACACAGGGCCUACCUUAACCAGCAUAAAGGUGACUGCUCUCUUCAGAAGGUUUUCCAUAUUGUCAUCAUGGCUCUAAUGGGUCUCAUGGCCUUUUGUGUCAUUUUGAUAUCCGCACUUUACGUACUAACGUUGAAUGAAGAACGAAGUGCUGUUAACAAGCUGAAUGAAAGCUUUAUUUCAGAGUCAUUUACCACAAACAAGCAAUCUACCUUUAUAACAUAUACAGCAUUGCCAGGGUUUGAUACAUCUAUUAGAUCAAUAAGAGUUAUGGAAAGUCAGCAACAAAUUGACCAACGUUACUGUGUUAAAGGAAUUCAUUGUGGGAAUGGCAGCUAUAGCUACGUAAUUCCAAUCAACAAGUAUACCCCUGUUAAUAUGAGAAUUACUUUGGAAAUGAACACAACAGCACCCGUGAUUGUUUAUAAAUGUAAAGUGAACCUUGGUGAGACAUGUGUAACACCUGCACACAAAAUAACUAAAAGGGAUGCAUCACAGGAAAUGUCUCAGGGGUAUCAACAUUUCUGGUUCUUGCCAGUAGCACAUCUUCAUGAGUGUACAUACCACUUCCGUGUUGCAGCACCAGGCCUGGCAGACUGCAGAACCAAUCCGAACUUUGCUCGAAUAUUCUUCACAGAUUACCACUUGUACUUCUAUCGACAAUGCAGCUAA